Helianthus annuus (common sunflower) is the source of this 666-nucleotide messenger RNA. RefSeq lists its product as uncharacterized. NCBI's taxonomy places the organism in Eukaryota, Viridiplantae, Streptophyta, Magnoliopsida, Asterales, Asteraceae. The record is from RefSeq and is a predicted model, not a curated record. Bases 1 to 666 code for a protein of 221 amino acids. Gene Ontology annotation, molecular function: nucleic acid binding; zinc ion binding. The transcript has a single exon.
AUGAUAUUCCAAACGUUACGGGGAGAUAUUCUAAUGCAAGUUGCACAAUACGAAAGUGCAAAAGAAGUUUGGGAUGCAAUAAAAGUUCGAUAUCUUGGAGCCGAUAUGGUUCAGAAAGCGCGUCUGCAAACUUUGAGAAGCGAAUUAGAAACCUUAAAGAUGGGAGAAAACGAAAAAAUAAGUAGUUUCACAAGCAAAUUGGGUGGUAUAAAAUCCAAGUUUAGAAGUCUUGGUACCAGCAUUAAAAAUAAGAAGAUUGUAAGAAAAUUACUUAUCUAUGUUCCGAAGAAGUUUCUACCGAUUGUGGCAUCAAUCAAGCAGUAUUUAGAAUUAGAUAAAAUGACAUUUGAAGAAGUAGUGGGUAAGAUUACAGCAUUUGAAGAAUGCCUCAAGAGCCAAAACGAUCUGGAGAACAAUAAUCUCUUAAUGGCAAGUUCAGACAAUCAUUCCGGAAACUGGCAUCAUGGAAAAGGACGUGGCGAUCAAAGUCAAGGUAGAGGACGUGGACGAAGUUCGUUCAGAGGAGGAAGAGGACGUGGACGAAGUUUGUUUAGAGGAGGAAGAGGACGUGGGCAAAAUAUGGAACGUGGAAAUAGAGACACGAGCGAGUUCAAGUGUUAUGAAUGUGGUGAAUUCGAUCAUUUCGCAUACGAGUGUCGCAAGUGA